Drosophila kikkawai is the source of this 3028-nucleotide messenger RNA. RefSeq names its product Leucine rich repeat protein windpipe (gene wdp). The record is from RefSeq and is a predicted model, not a curated record. Gene Ontology annotation, molecular function: protein binding. NCBI's taxonomy places the organism in Eukaryota, Metazoa, Arthropoda, Insecta, Diptera, Drosophilidae.
UCUCCGCGAACGGUCGAUCCGAUCUCCGAUCUCCGGUUUACGACCCCCGAUUUUCGCCAGGUAACCGAGCUUUUGUUUCGUUCGGGCAACUCCAGUGCCGAGACGUGUUGUCGGGUGCGUGCGCGAAUCCAAUCCGAUCCGAAUAGGCAGCGUUCCCAGUUCCCCUCGCCGUCUAGCUCUGAAACUGGCCAUUAACCGAGGACGGAUCGUAUGCAUGUCUUAUAGAAGUUAAGACACCCAGCGAGGAAGCAAGUAGGAUCCACUGCCAUCACAACACACUCACACAGCACAAGCCAACGCCACAGCCAUGGAUCACUCCCACAUAACCGCCUGGCUGGCCCUGCUCCUCUGCGUGGCCGUGGCCGCCACUCCCACUCCUGUCCUGGACUGUCCGGCGGACUGCAGCUGCACCCUGGCUCAGCAUACACACAAGCCGCUGUACCACCUGAAGUGCAACAGCACUGCCGGCCUGCGGCUGGCCGAGAAGCCCUUCCAGACCUCAGUGCCCGUGCAUUCGCUUGAUCUAUCCCACUUGGGCCUCACCCGGCUGGGCCAUGUGCUGGACAAGCUGCCCGAACUGACCUCCGUGGAUCUGUCCCACAACGAGCUGUCGGAACUGGGGCACCUGAGCAAGGGUCUCAAGCGACUGAACCUGAAGCAUAAUCUGCUGACCUCCGAGAAGCUGAAGAAGCUGCCCCAGCACCUGCAGGUGCUGAAUCUGCAGCACAACCAGAUCGGCCAGCUGCCCUUGGAGCUCACCCACAUGCACCAGUUGCAACAGCUGGAGCUCAGCCACAACGCCAUCAACUGCUCCUGCCAGACGCUGGAGGUUCGCAACUGGCUGGUGGAACGCAUUGUCUACAUGGAACACCCGGUGGUGUGCUCCUACCCGUUGGAGUACAAGGGCCGUUCCUGGCUGCAGCUGAAGCAGGCGGAGAUCUGCCAGAAGGAGAAGCAGCAUUGGUCCGAUCUCGAUUUGGAGGAGAACGAAUUGAUGAUGGGCGAUCAGCCGGCUGCUGCGUCCGGAGAGCACGAGAAUGAGGACGAGCUGGGCAAGGACUUCCUGCCGCUCAGCGGCCAGGGCAAAACUGUCACCUCCAAGAAGGCGCGUUCCCCGCAGGAGCCCCUGCCCGGCGACCAAGUUGAGGGCUCUGGAGACCUCAGUGAGACCAACAUGGAACUGUCUCUGCCAGUCGAACCAGAGGCUGCCGCCUCUGAGGUUUCUGAGGCCACCACAACCAAGCCGGAGAGCAUUCAGGACAUAGUGGAGGAUGAGGAAGACGACGCUGAGGCCUCUGGCAGCGGUGGCGGUUUGCUGAUCAUCCCCGAUCCCUCCAAGGUUAGGAUAGCUUCAGAAGAGGACCUGGAAGAGGACAAGGAGGCGGAGAGUCCCACGCCCCAGGAGAACGAUGGCAAACCACUGGAGAACCCCGGCAACGGCAUCUUCACAAGCCACAUGGGCAUCUUCGAGGGCCAGGAGAAGGAGGACAAACCCGUCGAGGAAGAGCCCAUUGUGCCGAUUGUUCAGACCAAGCUGGAUGUCACCGAUGUCAAGUCCGAGGUGGUCACCGACGGCCCGCUGGACAGCAGUAAGGAGUCCGAGGACGUCCAAACCGCCAGCGUGGGCAAGCGCACGGACGACAGCAGUGCCAUCUACUACCUGCUGGCCGUGAUCGGCCUGAUUGUGGUCGGACUGGUGCUCUUCGUGGCCAUCAAGCGCUGCAAGUACGACAGCAACGCCGCCGCCCGCGAUGCCGAGGCGCAGCGCCAGACGGAGCUCCUGGACAUGGACAAGAAGCAGCUGGGCAAGCCGCUGCAAAAGAACGGCCAUGGCAAUGGCCAGGAGCACUCUCCGCUGAUUGGGGAGAAGACCAAGCUGGACGAGGCCCAGAUCGUAAAGAAGCCCUACGAGAAUGGCGACGCCAAGGACGGAGCCAACCAGCAGCCGCUGCUCAAUGGCAACGGAUCGGCCAAUGGCGGUGCCAAGGAUGGCUCCGCUCCCGGAGAACCCGCUCCCCACGAGUACUACCCCAUCAGCCCCCGCUACCCCACACCCCAGUCGCCGCGUGCCUCCAAGUACGCCCAGCAUCAGCAGCCCGCUGCCGAGCAAAACAACAACAAUGAGCCGGACGCCGCCUACCUGCCCUCGUCCCCGAAAUCCGGCCGCUACUCGCCCGUCUACUCACCAGAGACGGGACGCGUCAAGAUCAAGCUGACGGAGACCCCCAAGCCCAAGACCCCCAUGCUGGUGACGCGCAGCAAGUCCAAUGCCGGCGACAUCAUCACCACGCCCGUGCCCACACACCUGUCGGUGCCCGUCAAUGGCCACUGAUCUGGGCCCAGCCAUCAGCUCUCGACACAGCCCGACUCACGACUCCACGACUCGCCCCCGAAAGAGUGGCCUGUUCCUGCCAGAGCUUGAAUCGCACUCCUGCGCCAUGGUGCCUUCAUCAUCGUCCGAGCUCUGAACCAGGCACACUCAGGGGUGUAUUCAUCACCAGCAACACACAUAGCCAACAACAACAGCCAUGGAUGCAGUGCAGCAUCCGGCAUCCAGCAUCCAGCGACGAUAACAGCAAACUAUUCGAUUUAAGCACCCCGCUCCCCUCUUAAGUGUAGCCGAGAAGUAGUGUCUAGACAUAAGUAAAUUAAUUACGCCUAAGCAUAAAUCUAGUGUAAUACCAAAGCUAAAAUAUAUAUAUGCCUGAUGCAAACAGACGACGUCGAGGGAAUGCUGAAAAACUGAAAAAUACCGAGUAACUACUACCGAGGAGCUGAGAGACGAAGGAAACUCUUUUGGAAAAUAAUAAUAAUAGUAAUAUAUGCUUUCAGCCUGCUUCUUUUGCAUGUGAUGUGUACACACCAUACUUAUUGUAUAUGUACUUUUAUAUCCUACCAGCAUACUGUAAACUACUUAAGCUCCCUUCUCUUGUGAAAUUACAAUGUGUUAAAUCAUUAAAUGAGCGACUUUUCAAAUAUAAAUAAAUCGUUGGUUUUUUAUGUUGGGAAAAUCAGCUGAAAAUAUAAA